Molecule: messenger RNA, 1149 nt
Organism: Gongylonema pulchrum
Lineage: Eukaryota; Metazoa; Nematoda; Chromadorea; Rhabditida; Gongylonematidae
Source: the annotation of a GenBank genome assembly
AUGGCGAAUGCAUGUUAUCGCUUUCAGGAAUCAUCGAGCAACGAUACGACAAAGCCUCCAAUUCUUGCUGUCGAUGAACAGAGCGAAGCGGCACAAGAAAAGCGGAGCUCAUUCGCGAUUUUCUUCAUUCUUUUGGUGAUUGUUGCGGCAACGUUGCUUGUCCAUGUACUUAUUAUAUCCAAAUUGUAUUUUAUUCCGGAAAGCUUAGCUAUUGUUAUUUUAGGUGCCUUGGUUGGCCUCGUACUGUCCUACAGUAAAAGCGAUUGGACGCAGGUUGAAACAUUCAGUCCGAACAUCUUUUUUCUUGUUCUUCUUCCUCCGAUCAUUUUUGAAAGCGGCUAUAACUUGCAUAAGGGUGACUUCUUCGCCAACAUGUUCCCAAUAUUGUCAUUCGCAAUAAUCGGUACGGUGAUAUCGGCUCUGACUAUCGGCUCAGCGCUGUACAUUCUCGGGCAAGCAGAUCUCAUAUACAAAAUUACGGCGGCGGAGAGUUUCACAUUUGGUUCGAUGAUUUCUGCUGUGGAUCCCGUUGCCACGCUUGCUAUAUUUCAAGCAUUAAAUCUAUUUAAACACGUCGAUUUGCGGAAGACGCCAGCUUUGGAGCUUGCAUUAUUACUCAUAUUUGCAUAUUUGCCCUAUGGACUCGCUGAGGCUAUCUCGCUUUCCGGUAUAAUGGCAAUUUUGUUUUGCUCGAUAACGAUGUCUCAGUAUACACAUUUCAACAUUUCACCAAUCACUCAGAUCACUAUGCAGCAAACGUUCAGAACAAUUGCAUUUGUAGCAGAGACGUGUACAUUCGCUUAUCUGGGCCUCGCAUUGUUUACAUUCAAACUUGAAUUCCGUCCUAUGUUCAUAGUAUGGAGUAUCUUGUUGUGCUUCAUCGGCCGCGCUCUCAAUGUAUUUCCGCUCGCUUUUGUGGCGAACAGUUGCCGUCGUUCACAAAUAUCCUUCAAAAACCAGUUCAUAAUGUGGUACAGCGGGAUGCGAGGUGCAGUGGCAUUUGCACUGGCACUUCACAUUUCAAUUGAAAAUGAGGAAACAAAAAGGGUUUUGCUCACAACGACACUUUGCAUCGUAUUGUUCACCAUUAUUUUCCUCGGUGGCACAACUUUGCCUCUUCUGAGGGUAAAUUUUUUUUUGUUUUGUUAG